Messenger RNA from Trypanosoma brucei brucei TREU927, 471 nucleotides. RefSeq lists its product as hypothetical. Lineage: Eukaryota; Euglenozoa; Kinetoplastea; Trypanosomatida; Trypanosomatidae. Gene Ontology annotation, biological process: intraciliary transport. The record is from RefSeq and is a predicted model, not a curated record. Bases 1 to 471 code for a protein of 156 amino acids. Gene Ontology annotation, cellular component: intraciliary transport particle B; centrosome; cilium. The transcript has a single exon.
AUGGCAAAGGUGAGCAUAGACCCUGUUUAUCUAACAUUCCGAAAUGAUGAUGCAAGCAUGGCUCCAUCGUGCCUUAUUGACGGAGAUCCAACCACCUUUAUUCUAACAACCGGUGGUUUUCCUCAAGAUAUUAUAUUUUCCGUCGGCUCUGUGGCCUCGGCAAACAUAUCCGGUGUUGCACUUACGCUGCACGAUGCCAAAGAUGUGUUGGUGGAACGUUGCACUUCCGCUCUUCCCACUAACUUUGAUGUUAUCUCGAAGUUGUCGUUGCCGCGCACGGGAGGCAAUGAAAAGCAGAGGGAGCGAAUAACUGUUGACCCAACAGGUGACGGGAAAGCCGUACGAUAUCUGCGUUUGCGCAUCCUGUCAGGUUACAACCAGUUUGUGGGAAUAUUUGAAGUAGAAGUAGAGGGAGAAGAGUCGCAGCAGCGUAUAGCCGUCCUAGAGUCCAAUCCUGAAGUGGUGAUGUAA